This is a messenger RNA of Alternaria ethzedia, 846 nucleotides long. RefSeq lists its product as uncharacterized. The coding region runs from base 1 to 846 and encodes 281 amino acids. Gene Ontology annotation, molecular function: protein binding. The record is from RefSeq and is a predicted model, not a curated record. NCBI's taxonomy places the organism in Eukaryota, Fungi, Ascomycota, Dothideomycetes, Pleosporales, Pleosporaceae. The transcript has 3 exons.
AUGGCGGAUCUCGAGCAGCAAACCCCGAUUGAGGGCACACCCAUCGACGACAUUGAGAUGGAGGGUGCGGGUGAUGCUGGAGCUGGCGCAGGUGAGGAGACAACUCUCCUGCCGGAGAUUGAGCCCGAAGCACCCAAGCUGGUUCUCUUCGCUGAUCUCAUGAAGAGUCCGAUCGUUGAAGUCGUCGUUGGCUCAGGAGACAACCGCACCACAUACUCAGCACACGAGGCAGUUCUCGUCAAGUCACCAGAGUUCGCCAAACAGGUCGAGAAGUUUGCGCCAGGAGGGCCUCGUCAAAUCGUCUACACUGAUUGCGAUGUCGAUGCGAUGGGCUCAGUCGUCGAAUACCUCUACACAGGCGAAUACUUCCCCAAGAAGACGUCAGCCGCACGCGAUGCGCCCCUCGAGAAAGACCCGCGACAGCCUGUAACCGAUAAUGACGGCUUGGGUCUCCUCGUCCACGCACGCAUCUACACGCUUGCCGACCGUCUCCAACUUCCCGAGCUGAAAUCGCUCGCACACUCCAAGAUCCACCGCACAGCGUCGACUGCAAAGGGCGAGCUUGCAUACGCACGCUACGUAUACAAGGAGUCCAACCCGGAAGAUGCCACAAUCCGCAAGCCCGUCGCUGCCUUCUGGGCUACACGAAGCUACAGCCUACGCCACGACGCGGAGCCAGAGUUCAAGGCCAUGUGCCUGGAAUUCCCGCAAUUCUCGUAUGACGUGCUGCAGCUCGUCUUGGACCAGCAGGAGAAGAAGCGUGGUGGUGAUGAUGGACCAAGCCGAAGUGGACCAACUGUGGUUCCUGGAAGCACGAGGAAGAGGGCUAGGGUGAGUCAGGUGUAG